This is a messenger RNA of Lepus europaeus (European hare), 2836 nucleotides long. It is a transcript of the gene SAMD14, whose product is annotated as sterile alpha motif domain containing 14. NCBI's taxonomy places the organism in Eukaryota, Metazoa, Chordata, Mammalia, Lagomorpha, Leporidae. Gene Ontology annotation, molecular function: actin filament binding. Gene Ontology annotation, cellular component: cytoplasm; dendrite; postsynaptic density. The record is from RefSeq and is a predicted model, not a curated record. The coding region runs from base 373 to 1626 and encodes 417 amino acids. The transcript is spliced from 10 exons. Gene Ontology annotation, biological process: calcium-mediated signaling; actin filament organization; neuron projection development.
UCUCCUCUCCCUCUCUCCCCCUCUCACACACACGCACACACACGCGCGCACGCACGCACACACGGAGCAUCCUCCCGGCAGGUCUCCCAGUGCAGCCCCGCCCGCGCCUCCGGCUUCCUGCAAACCUUCUCCUUCUUCCCGCACCGCCCCCCGCCCGCCCUUCCCUCCGGCUCCGGGACCCUUCCCGCCGACCUCCGCCCCCACCUCCGGGAUGGAGCAGCUCGAGCCCGCCCGGAGCCCCCCGCGUCCGGGGUGACGAGACAGCCUGGAGACCCCCUCUGCCUCCGGGCCCGCGCCUCGAGCACUAUGGGCCGGAGGGGUUCCCGGGGCGCCGGACGCUGAAGAUGACCGAUGCUGGAGUUCUUUUGAGCCAUGGCUUCUUCAAAGCUCCGAGAACCUGCAGAUGAAGUUUUUGACCUGGACUUGGCUGUGCCUGAGACCGCCAGGCUGGACAGCAGCUUACACAAGGCCCGGGCCCAACUGCUGGCCAAGGGCCGGAGACAUCGGCCAUCCCGCUCGAGGCUUCGGGACAGUGCCAGCUCUGCUGAGGACGGCGAGGGCUCUGAUGGGCCAGGAGGCAAGGUGACCGACGGCUGCGGGAGUCCCCUGCACCGGCUGCGCUCCCCUUUGCACUCGGGCCCAGGGUCCCCGGGAGGGGGCUCCUUCUGCCUGGAGCCCCCGGGGCUGCGGCGCAGCCUGGACGAGGACGAGCCACCGCCUUCGCCGCUCACCCGCUACCGGCCCCUGCACAACGCCGCCUCGCACGAGGGCCUGGCCGCCGCCUCGUGCUCCCCGCCGCGCUCCGCACCCUCCUCCGACAGCUCGCCCAGCUUCGUGCGCCGCCACCCGCGCGCGGAGCCGCACAGCGAAGACGACAGCCGGGAUGCCAGCCCUCCAGAACCUGCCAGCCCCACGAUUGGGCUGGAUAAGAAGACUCGCCGGAAGUUCCUGGACCUGGGGGUCACCUUACGCCGAGCAUCCACUGGCAAGAGCCGGAAGGACAAGGGCGGCAACCGCCUGUCCAUGGGCAGCAGGGAGUCGGUGGAGGGGUCUGGCAGGUCAGGGGGCUCCCCGUUCCUGCCCUUCUCCUGGUUCACAGACAGCGGCAAGGGCUCAGCGUCCUCGGGGAGCACCACCUCCCCCACCUGCUCCCCCAAGCACGAGGGCUUCAGCCCUAAGAAGUCCGCUUCCCAGGAAUCCACCCUGAGUGACGACUCCACGCCCCCGAGCAGCAGCCCCAAGAUCCCGAGUGGUCCCCGGCAGGAGGCCAAAUGUUCCUACCCCUACCACACACUGUCCCAGUCUUCGGAUGAGUUCCUGGAUGAACCCCUCCCCACUGUCCACCACUGGACCAGUCAGCAGGUGGGCCAGUGGCUGCACAGCCUCAACCUGGAGCAGUACGCCGCCGAGUUUGCCGCCCGGCAGGUGGAUGGGCCGCAGCUGCUGCAGCUUGACGGAAGCAGGCUGAAGAGCCUGGGGCUCAGCAACUCCCAUGACCGCGCGCUGGUGAAGCGGAAACUGAAGGAGCUGGCGGCUGCUGCGGAGAAGGAGCGCAAGGCCCAGGAGAAGGCCGCUCGGCAGCGGGAGAAGCUGCGGCGCAGGGAGCAGGAGGCCAAGCGGAGCUAGGGCAGGGCGGGCACAGGCCUCACCAGGGAGGCUGGGGGGUGGGGUGGGACGCACGCCCCCUCUCGCCUUGUCACUCAGAUUGGACCCAGAGCCCUCAGAAAGGGAGACCCUCUGGAGCGGGCCCCCUAAUAAAUCCUGUUUCGAGGACGGUCGGGCACCACGUUCCUGGGAGGUAGGUGGCAGGUGCAGGGAAGGGGCAGCGAGGCAGGAGCCAGGAGGGGACCGAGCUCCGCCGACCCUCUGUCCUUGGGCUCCCGUGGUGGGGACUGAGGGAGCUGGGGUGCCUGCUCGCCAGAGGCCCGGAGACCAGCCCUGGGGCCCAGGGCUCAGCAGGAGUGGACAGAGCUGCUCCUCGCCAGCCCUCGCCAGCGGCUGUAUGGUGGCCCAGCUGUGUUCUGUUCCCCAGGGAGGCCCCUGGGCACUGCAGCAAGCCACUCUCAGGGUAGACUGCCGGACACAGCCUCAGCAGAGCUGAGCAAGCAGCAGGGACCGAUGCCAUCUCUGCAGGGACAGGAGGAGACGAGAGGGAGGGUUCCAACCCCUCCCCCCCGUCCCGGGCCAAGAUGCCACCGUGCAGGGCCGCUCAGUCCCUGCUGCUCCCAUAGAGGGCUGAGCCCUGUCUGGGGGCUGAUGGGGACAUAGGAUACCUACCCACCCACACACACCCCAGCCAGGCAGGAGGCAACACCUGGGGUCCCAGGCUGGAUUGGAAGAGCUCAAAGCCAUCCCUCAUCUGCCCAGGGCAUUGCUGGGGCUUCAGUGGGCCCCAGCCCUGGCAGGCAGUGCAGGCCGGGGCUCCCUGGGCCACCGGGAGGGCUGAGGGUGGACUCCCAGCAGCCUGGGAGUGGCACCUGUCCCUUUUAGGAAACAUCCAGGGAGGGGGCAGCCAGGCAUAGCCCAGCAGCGAGCCCAGCGUCUGGCGCCUUGGAACAGUGGAUGGGACCCAUGCAUGCUGACCCCCUCGUUCCUGAACAGGGGCUGUGGCAGACGCCCAGGGCCCUGUCACUGGGACUCUGCCCUUUCCUCUCUGCCAUCUGUGCUGGGAGAGGGGCUUCAGGGGAAACUGAGGUGUGGGGACAUGGGCACCCCCUGGGCCAGGUGGAGGAUGGGUGGCACCUGCCCGUGAGCUGUGCAGGAGCUGCAUUGGGUGCCCACCUGCAUGUGAGGGGGAGGCGGUUCCUAAUUUACUCCAAUAAACACUUACGAUGUG